GCCUCAGAUCAUAACAUACCGGGAUCGUACCAGAAACUUCGAUGUUUGUUUUUAUAUAGAAUUCUCACAAAUUUCUUUUGUUAAGCAAAUUUUUAUGAACAUCCGGUCAUAGUGUUACAAGUACAACUGGCUUUCGCUACGUCUUUCUCUUUCUUCCUUGGAUAAUCGUAAUAAGUCGCGAUGCUUUCUCGUCAAAAGUUGAUCAAGUGCUGUUAUUUUGUUGCAUUUAUGGAUUUGUUCGCAGUUGGUAUGUUGCUACCAUUAUUCAACCGUCGUGGUCGUGAACUUGGAGGGUCUCCUUCGAUGAUUGGUCUCGUAGGAUCCAUUUAUGGCUGUUUACAGUUCUUGUCGAGCCCAAUAAUGGGCAAGGCAAGUGAUGUUUGGGGUCGGAAAUCGGUCUUGCUUCUUAGCUUUAUUGGUUGUUUCAUUGGUUAUUUAUACAUGGGUUUGGCAAGCACGAUUCUUAUGUAUGCUCUGGCUCGAUUACCUACAGGCCUUUUAAAACACAGUCAGUCAUCAGCAAAAGCUUAUUUAUCAGACAUCACAUUACCUGAGGAACGAUCAGGUGUAUUUGGUUGGUUCAAUGCAUUUGGAAGUUUUGGUUUCAUAAUCUCACCCAUUAUUGGUGGUACUGUUGCUAUACACGACAAUGGAUACUUCAAAGUUUCACUUUUGAGCUGUAGCGUGUAUUUGUUCGCUAUAAUAUUUGUAUGGUUUGUCUUUGAUGAAAAUAAAAUAAAGCUGGAAAACUCCUACAUGGAUAAAAAAGUUGUAGAAGUGUUGGAGGGUGAUGAGAAGGUCAAUAUGAAUCUUAACAGACGUAAAAAGUUUGAAAUGGAAAGUGACUUGGUUAAUGACAAACAGAAUGACAAAGAGAAAUCUCAAAAUUUCAUUGUCUAUUCAAACGGCAAACAACCAUCUUGCAAACACAUUACAAAAUCUAACGAUAUAUGUUUCGCAUCCAUUUUCUGGCAUAUACAACCACAAAAAUAUCGUAGUAAUUUUACUGCUAUGUUGGAUUAUCGUUAUGGUGUAAAUGCUAAAACAACAGGCUACAUUAUAUCGUAUGGUAGUAUUGCUGGAGCAAUAUCUGGUAUGUCAGUGGGCUCUAUAUAUAGUUACAUACAAAGUGAUGUAAAGAUGAUGUCGAUUGGUGGAAUUUUGAUGAUGUCAUCUUUAUUUGGGAUAGCGAUGUCACCAAGUAUUUAUACAGUACUCAUAUGUAUGAUACCAUUGGCUCUCUCCAGUGCCAUAAUGAGAGUAAAUUCGUACAAUCUAAUGUUAAAGCGUGUCAAACCAAAGGAAAAAGGUGCCGUCAUGGGUAUCGCGGACUCACUGACAUCCAUUGCAAGAAUGUUAUCACCAGCUAUUGCAGGUUUUGCUGAAGAAGUUAGUGCUAUUGGACCAUGUUGGAUUGCUACACUUUGUGUCUUUAUUGGUGUUGUAAUUAUGUUGAAUUUAAAACAGGAUGAGGAUAAACGCGAGAACAUUGAAUAAUUAUAAAAUAAUGCUGUAAUUAAUUUUUCAUUUCUAAUUUUAAAUUUAGACAUGGGCAUUGUUAUCACAUUCCAAAGAAUAAGGUCUCACCACUGAAUGCGCUGUACGUUUACUUAAUUUAUCAAACACUUCAUCCACCCACGACUGUAACAUAGCUCUAUUGUCUAGAAAUAACUCAUCAAAAUUAUUUCGCAAAGUUAUUUCUUAAAUUCUCUUAAUGUUGUACAGUUUUCUAAUAUCUUCAUGAAUUAGACGUUAAUAAAUUGAGCUAGUUUCAAAAUGAACCAAUAA
Molecule: messenger RNA, 1788 nt
Organism: Xenia sp. Carnegie-2017
Lineage: Eukaryota; Metazoa; Cnidaria; Anthozoa; Malacalcyonacea; Xeniidae
Product: major facilitator superfamily domain-containing protein 9-like
Exons: 6
Coding region: 181-1497 (438 amino acids)
Biological process (GO): transmembrane transport
Cellular component (GO): membrane
Molecular function (GO): transmembrane transporter activity
Source: RefSeq, a predicted model, not a curated record